AAGGCAGUUAAAAGGCUUGUGCUAGAUAAAUGUCAAGAUUAUUAUUCAAAAACUGAUAAUUCUUUUGGCAAUAAUUCGAAUGAUGCAAUACAAUACUUAGCAAAUGAUGAAUUGGAAUGUUAUAAAAAUCUUCCAGCAAUUUUCUUCAAUGAAAAUGAUGACCUGUGUAAAUGA
Molecule: messenger RNA, 174 nt
Organism: Racocetra persica
Lineage: Eukaryota; Fungi; Glomeromycota; Glomeromycetes; Diversisporales; Gigasporaceae
Source: the annotation of a GenBank genome assembly